Electrophorus electricus (electric eel) is the source of this 4622-nucleotide messenger RNA. It is a transcript of the gene dis3l2, whose product is annotated as DIS3 like 3'-5' exoribonuclease 2. Gene Ontology annotation, cellular component: P-body. NCBI's taxonomy places the organism in Eukaryota, Metazoa, Chordata, Actinopteri, Gymnotiformes, Gymnotidae. The record is from RefSeq and is a predicted model, not a curated record. Gene Ontology annotation, molecular function: RNA binding; 3'-5'-RNA exonuclease activity. Gene Ontology annotation, biological process: miRNA catabolic process; mRNA catabolic process.
CUUCUUUACACCGUUAUCGUAUUUGAAAAGGUUCGGUUUUGAGACGACAGAACAGGUUGCAGAGUGUGAAGCAGCAGCACAGCUCGGUUAGCAGCGCGAGGCCCCGCUGGGUUCAUAGCUCGGUUCUUACGUAGUCACCGUCUUGGCAGACUGUUUCAAGACAAGAAAUAAAUAAAUAACACAAAUCCAGGACAGGAUUAUGGAGCCUACCCAUAGAGCAAAAGGAGGCAGUAAACACAGAAGGGGAAAACAUACACAAAACCCUCCUAGAACGGCAAAAGAUCCCAACACUGGAGCCCAGAACCACCAGCAGAACGGGCCGCUCCGGUCCGACAUGGGCAAACAGUCUGGGUCAGUGGAGGAGAACGUGGGUGCCCCUGCCAGCAGGUCCGUAACCAAGCCAAGAAGAGCAGCUCGGGGCGGUUCUGAGGCGUCGCACAUCAGUGACUGCUCCCCCUGCGCGCAGCCUGCAGCAGCAGGAGACGGGUCCGCGUUGCCGGGAGGCCGAGAGGGUCGUCACUGCCAUGAGACGCCACGGAAACCAGGUGUCCCAGCCCAGUCCCGGCAGCGCAGGAACAUCGAGUCCUGCGAGACUCAAGAUGGCGGCGCCGGUGUGCCCUCCAAGCAGCUGCGGUGGGCAAGAGAACCGAAAGAGCAGGUCAGCCAGUUGCGGGGCACAUGGGGCAAGGCCCCUCCGAUACCCCAGCGGGGCACCCAAGGCUCCUCUCCACCCCUCUGCGACCCCAGCAGCCCACGUGGUGGAGAGGAGCGGGCGAAGAACAGGAGGAAGCCCAAAGCAGAUGUAGACGAGAUGGUGGCCUCACCUGGAUGGGACCCCACAGGUGGUCAGGAGCCACGGCGUGUGCGGGACAAGGCCAAAGACCAGCAGGGGCAAGUGAAGAUGAGCUCACCAGGCAGUAGCAGCAAGAAGAGCAGGGGGCCCAGAGGCAUGCGGAGACACCUGUUUGAGGACUACAUGUCCUUACGCGAGGUAUCCGCAGGGCUGAAGAGAGGAGAGCUCGUUCAGGGGGCGCUGAGAAUUAACCCCAGGCGGUAUCACGAAGCUUUUAUUUCCUCUCCUGACGGAUCGGCGGACAUCUUCCUGGACGGGCUCGUGGCCCGUAACCGGGCUCUGAACGGAGACGUGGUGGUGGUCCAGCCUCUCCCUCCCGAACGACAGAAGGUGGAGAAUGCGGUGGAGAGCGAGAAGAGUCCCCCAGGACACAGUUCUCCUGGCCAGGGCAGGCACUCCAGCCCUGACAUUAUCGUGGAGGCCCAGUACAGUGGGGACGAGGAAGAAGUGUUGAUCAAAAUGGAGGCUGUGAGUCUCCAGGACAAAGUUCGUGCCGUACCAGAAGACUCAGAGCACUCAAAUAAGCACAGCACUUCUGGCUCAACCUCCGAGAAAGUUGUUCAAAGGACUGGAAAGGUGGUGUAUAUUACGGAGUUGAAGCACUCGAGAGCAGCAUCCGGCUUUAUUAAGUUCCUCCCAGACAAGACCUUUGCGUUGUUCUCGCCCGUUGACCACCGGGUGCCCCGGGUGAACGUGCCCCUGACUGACUGCCCUGCGGACUUUAACACCAGGCCAGGCGACUACACCAACACCCUCUUCAUCUGCGGGAUAACGCACUGGCCAGCUGAUAGCACCUUUGCAGAAGGGCGACUGGCGAAAUCUUUAGGCCAAGCAGGUGAGAUCGACCCUGAGACGGAGGGGAUCCUGGCCGAGUACGAUGUUGACUGCUCAGAGUUUCCAGCGGAAUCCUUGGCCUGUCUCCCCCAAAACCUUCCGUGGACCAUCCCAGCUGAGGAGCUCGCCAAGAGGAGAGACCUGCGACAAGAAUGUAUAUUUACAAUCGACCCGGCUACAGCCAGAGACCUGGACGAUGCCCUGUCCUGCAAGCAGCUUCCUGAUGGGAAUUUUGAGGUAGGAGUUCAUAUCGCCGAUGUCAGCUACUUCGUGGAGGAGGGCAGUGCUUUGGAUUUGGUCGCCAGCAGACGGGCCACCAGUGUAUAUUUGGUGCAGAAGGUAGUCCCCAUGCUACCCCGUCUCCUGUGUGAGGAGCUGUGUAGUCUAAACCCUCAGGCUGAUCGUCUGACCUUCUCUGUAAUCUGGACGCUGUCCCCUGAGGGAAAGAUCCUGAGCGAGUGGUUUGGUCGCUCGGUGAUCUGCUCGUGUGUGAAGCUGAGUUACGAUCAUGCUCAGAGCCUAAUCGACGCUCCAGAUAAAGGCUUCAGCACAGAGGAGCUCCCGCCCUGCGCCCCUGCGCACCCCAUCCGGCACAUCCACCAAGCCGUCCUCCACCUGCACGCCCUCGCCAAACACCUGCGGGCCCAGCGCUUCGAAGGUGGAGCCCUCCGACUCGACCAGAUGAAACUGGCGUUUUGCCUGAACGCAGAUACGGGCUUGCCUCAGGGCUGCUACGUCUACCAGUACAGAGACAGUAACAAGCUGGUGGAGGAGUUCAUGUUGCUGGCCAACAUGGCGGUGGCCCAGCAUGUGUACCGGUGGAGCCCCAGACUGGCUCUGCUACGCCGCCACCCACCCCCACAGGGCCGCAUGAUGGACGUGCUGCAGGAGCUGUGUCAGCAGAUGGGCCUCCACAUGGACCUGUCCUCGUCUGGAGCGCUGCACAAAAGUCUGAAUGAGACGGUGGGGAAGGAUCAGUACAGCGCUGCCAGGAAGGAGGUUCUCACACACCUCUGUUCCAGACCAAUGCAGAUGGCAGUGUAUUUUUGCGCUGGGAUCCUGCAGGAUGAGAAGUUGUUCCGUCACUAUGCGCUGAACGUUCCGCUCUACACGCACUUCACGUCCCCCAUCCGUCGCUAUGCCGACCUCAUCGUCCACCGUCUUCUGGCUGCCUCCCUCAAGUGCGGACCCCGUUUGUGUCUCACUGAUGAAGAGGUACAAAAGCAGGCGUCCCACUGUAACGAUAAGAAGACGGCCUCUAAGAGGGUCCAGGAGCUGAGCGCAGACCUCUUCUUCAGCGUCUUCGUCAGGGAGUGUGGCCCUCUGGACUCUGAGGCUAUGGUGAUGGGGAUGUUGGAUAAAGCUUUUGAUGUCUUGGUACUCAGCUAUGGUGUUCAGAAGAGAAUCUACUGUAAUGCUAUUGAGGGGCUCCAGUCUUUUCAGUUCCGCAAGGUGGGCAAGCGACCUGAGAUGACCCUCAUAUGGGCCGCCGAAGACCAGGAGCAGAAGCCUGUCAGACAGGAGAUCUCCCUGUUCUCCCUCCUGCAUGUGCAGCUGAAGGCAGAUGGAGCACCACUCAAAUACAGCGCAGUACUGAAGAGACCUCCACCCCCUCAACACUGACACACCUCCACACCCACCUGUGCCCACAGCUGUACAGCAAUACUGACCAAAAAAUGCGCGCGCACACACACUCAUCUACCCACACAGAUGCAGCGCCACUCAAAUUCAGCACAGUAUUGAGGAGACCUCCACCCAUUCAGCCUUUACACACACACCCACCAAUCCACACCCAUACAUCAGUACUCAACAAAACAAUGCACGCACGUACAUGCACACACCCGCUCUUAUCUCUGUGUAACACGCUGCUAAGUCACAGACAUGACUCUGUCCCUCACGUGCUUGGUGUUGGCGGGGCUCGGACAGCCAUGAGAUAUGGGUGGUCCUGAGGCCGGAUGGGCCGUGUGCUUUACGUACGUGGAGAAGUAGCGUCACUGGGCCUCAUCCGGGAGACCCUGCGCGCUCGGAAUGGCCUUUCCGGUUUUAUGAUGCGUGUUUGCGUUUUGUAGUGCAGCCGGUGAGGACCCUGUAGUGGAGGAUGGGGGUGGGACUCGCACACUUUAGUUCUCUUUGUUUACUUUGUCUGGUCCCCAGGCCAGUGCCACAUGGCUCCAGUGUACAGACACGCUGUUUUAUAUUUAUUAGAAACAUUGCUUUGCCUUUUGGACCGUUAGAAUUUUGAUUUUUUUUAAAAACCCUCUCGGGCCCUGGGGGGUUUUGGGGGAGGGGGCACCACACCUGCUUAUGCACACAUGGCAGAGGCCCGGGAGGCCGCCAUGGGCGGGGCGGAGGGUCUGGGCUUACAGACUUUGGUGUGUAUGGGAGACCCUUUUUAAUCUUUUUUUUUUUUUUUUUUUUUUUUGAAACACUCGCAAGGUAUGUAAAAUGACAGGUACCAAUACAGGCAGAUGGGAUGACAAACACCUGACCUGCCCAGGGUACCUGUGCAAGAAUUCCAGGUGAACUACAGUGACAGGACUUCCAGUGUUGCGUGAAGUGGAAAGGUUGGACGCACGAUCUUGCUUAUGUUGUCAAAAGGUCAUGGUUCGCGACAUGACCUUCACACUGCAGUGACUGCUGAACUCACGCCAGAGCUCCAGUCUUUCAGCAAGCGGCCCCGUUUCUCCGACGUUUAUUCCAGGGCCUGUCUGACCUGUCUGGUCCAGUUCCAGGUAAGGUCCUUAAUCUGCAGAUACAGCCCGAACAGACCUGUGUCUUGGGUAAACUUGUCAGGAUAUACCAUUAUGAUGAAACCUUGGGCUUUAUAGUGAGGCUAUUGCAGAAACAAGCUCCAACAUCUGAAGUUGAAAAAAAAUUCCUUUUAGAAGUUGUGUGUGUGUGUGUGUGUGUGUGUGUGUGUGUGUGUGUGUGUGUG